This is a messenger RNA of Tetrapisispora phaffii CBS 4417, 831 nucleotides long. RefSeq names its product Mss18p (gene MSS18). The transcript has a single exon. NCBI's taxonomy places the organism in Eukaryota, Fungi, Ascomycota, Saccharomycetes, Saccharomycetales, Saccharomycetaceae. The coding region runs from base 1 to 831 and encodes 276 amino acids. The record is from RefSeq and is a predicted model, not a curated record.
AUGUUAAAGAAGUUUAUACAGAACAAUUGUUUGGUAUUCAAUUAUCGAUUAAGGUACAGAAAAUUAUCUUCUCAAAAUGAACUAUAUGUAAUGAGACAUGUUACAAAGAGAUUAAGUGAAUUUGGUAAGCUGUUGUAUGUUAAACCUAAUUUUAAGACAGUGGAGUCUAGUAUCGGUAAUAAACCGAGCAGUAUCGAUGUAGUAAUAGCAAGUUCGAAUCUAGAAUCUCUUUCUAGAGUUCUUUUCAAUAUAAAGGCUAUUCAAUUACCUAAUUUAGCUUCGGUUAAACCUAUAUCUCACCUGAAUAUUGAAUCUGCAGAUUGCGAGAAUAAACAGUCAUUGGCCGAUUUAACCAAUGAUAACCAUGAAUAUCUGGAAUCAGUAGAGAAUAGUCUACUAGAAGAAUGGUCUAAGUACAGCUUUCCAUCAGGAAAUACUACUAUGAGAAAUUAUGAAGCUUCAAACUCAAUAUGUGAAAUAACACUAGAUAACACAAUAUAUUUCAAUUCAUUUCCUUCAAAGAUUACCAAAUUAGAUUUAGAGGCGUCGAAUAAAGAAACUGAUAGUAUUUCAUUUAACAAAUAUAGAAUUGACUAUUUUAUAAAUCAAAAUCGUUUUGAAAAGUUGCAUGAUCCCAGAUUGCAGAAAGACUCUUAUCAAUCUUCAUUAAAGGACUCAUUAAAAUUAUUCCCAUAUUUAUUUAAAGAUUAUGAGACUCUACCAGGUUCUCUAAAAAAAUGGAUGAGUAGUAUUGAUCAAGAAGGACAUGGUACUGAAAUGUCAGAUAGGGAGAAGCACUCUCUUGAUAUAUUAUUUCAUGGAUUCAAAUAA